UCAGCCACAUACUGACGUGCACGGGCCCGACCAUCCGUUGUUGAUCUAGUGGCCUGUCUUUCCCUGCUUAUAACUCUAGGAAAUUUUGCAAUUAAGUGCCUAAAUGGCGAAAAUAACAAGCCUCGAAGACCCACUAACGGACGGUAUCCCCGACGAACUACUCAGUUCUCUGACAGAUUUUCAAAAUGACUUGCCGGCGCUGGAUCUCGACGUAUAUUUGGACCAAGACACAUUACCGUCCUUCCAUCAGCCAGAGUCCGUUGCACCUUGUGAGACAUGGAGUAUACUGAGUGAAAAUAUAUUCCAACUAGAUCAAGAACACAUCGAUGAUUUUACGUUCGAUUCAAACUUUAUAACACUAGUUGAAAAAGAUCAGAAGGGUGGAGAAAGCAACGCUGUGUAUACUAAUUUGGACCAUAACGCUGUGUAUACUAAUGUGGACCAUAUGCAGCCUGCGCAAAGUGGAAAUUGUCUUCUAACACAAGUACCGGACAGCGUCUCAUCGUCGCAUGAUUGCACCAAGAGCGUCGACGACCUGUGGGUGCUACUGACGUCCUCCCCGCUGCGGGAUGCCCUCGAGUAUCCUUCUGCUGCCCCCGCCGAGCCGACCCUUUCCCGGGACUCCCCAAGUACCUCGGGGAAGAAAGGAAAGACUCCCGACGAUGGAAAGUCCCAGCGGCAGCGUCGGCGACCCAAAGUCUCCUACAGGAACAUGACGAAGGAGCAGAAGAACUCCCGCGUCCGCUCACUGAACAACGAGGCGUCCAAGCUGUACCGAGACCGACGGAAGGACAAGACGACGCGGCUGGUUCAGGAGGUUGAAGAACUGGAGAAGACGAACAAGGCCCUGCGGCAGGAAGUGAGGAUGAUCCAGGAGCUGAAAGAGAAGUUGGGAAAGUGCUCCGUGUGUGGAGAGAGAUUGUGAGUGAACAAGGGAAUGGAAUUACUUUUGUAG
This is a messenger RNA of Penaeus indicus, 955 nucleotides long. RefSeq lists its product as uncharacterized. Gene Ontology annotation, biological process: regulation of DNA-templated transcription. The record is from RefSeq and is a predicted model, not a curated record. Gene Ontology annotation, molecular function: DNA-binding transcription factor activity. The coding region runs from base 104 to 925 and encodes 273 amino acids. The transcript has 2 exons. Lineage: Eukaryota; Metazoa; Arthropoda; Malacostraca; Decapoda; Penaeidae.